Amblyraja radiata (thorny skate) is the source of this 3699-nucleotide messenger RNA. It is a transcript of the gene ccdc73, whose product is annotated as coiled-coil domain containing 73. Bases 1 to 3378 code for a protein of 1125 amino acids. The record is from RefSeq and is a predicted model, not a curated record. The transcript is spliced from 17 exons. NCBI's taxonomy places the organism in Eukaryota, Metazoa, Chordata, Chondrichthyes, Rajiformes, Rajidae.
AUGGACAACAAAACAACAGGAAAAUUAGAAGGUUCAAACACUGGAUUACGCAUUUCCUAUAACUUUCAGAGCCCUGCUCCAGCUGUACUUUGUUCAGUUCAUCAGCUGGAAUUUAAAACUAGCCUUUUGGAAGUGGUUGAGGAGCUUCAUAUUUGUCGUGCUGCAGAAAGUCGGUAUGAAGAACAAAUCAGUGAACUUGUGGUGGAGAAGCAAGAACUAGAAUGGCAAAAGGAAUCAUUACAGCAUCAAUACAAUGCACUAUCCAGUCAGCAUGAAGAAACCAUAAUUUCUCUGAAAAAACAGUUUCAGACACAGGUAAAUGCCGCAGAAGAGGAAAAGGGAAAAUUCCAGCUUAGCUCAGAGGCAAAAGAAAGAGAAAUCAAUGGACUUAAGGAAGAAUUAAAAGUGCUGCAGGUUUCCAAGUAUAAUCUGGAGAAGAAACUGAGUGAGCUGGAGCAAAAAGUACGUUUGCAGAACAUAGCAAAGGAUAACCAGCUUAGUCAACUGAGUAAAGUUGAGAAACGGUUUGCAGCAAUAAGUCAUCAGUGUGGGUUAGUCAUACAAGCUCAUGGAAAACUAGAGCAGAAUGUGGAUGAAGCAACAAGAUUGAACAAGAAGCUAAUGACUGUGAAUAAAAAUCAGGAGAAUGCUAUACAUGACUUAAAACAGGAACUGGAGAAAGUAACUGCGGACUUGAUAAGAUCCAAGGUCACUUCUCAGUACAAUCUGGGCGAAGACAACAUCCAUCUUACAACACAGCAACAACAGCUGCAAGAACUGAAGCAGAAACUGCAGAUGGAAAUUGAAUUAAACAAGAAACUGUCUAAAGAUACAUCAGCUGUUCAAGAAGAGAAACAGGAAGUUUUGAAGUUGUUUCAACAAACUCAGCAGCUGCUACAGCGGCAGGAACUGGCUCUAGGGAGAGCUGAAAAGGAGCUGAAACAUUUUGGGGAGAAGCAUCAGGUUCUGGAAAGGGAUAAUGAGCUGCUCCGGGAGAAGGCAAAUGAAAACGAUGAUAAAUUUCAGAUUCUUGAGAGAGAAAAUGAAAAGACUACAGCACAGUGGAAAAAGGAGGAGAGUCAAUUAAAUGAAGAAAAUCAACAAAUUAAAUCUGAGUUGGAAUCACUCAGAAAGGCUCGUGCAACAUGCCAAGAGGUUGGUAAUAAUCUUGCUCCACAGGGUGUACAGGAAGAACAACAAUUGGAGACACAGCAGAAUAUCUUACAACAUCUUGAGCCACCUACAUUAGAGGGGACAUCAGAACUGCAGACUAGUGUGAGCAAGACAUUAAUGAUUACUAAUAGUGAAAUGCUAUUAGGAAUUCACUGUCAAAUACUGAAGGAAGACGAUGAAAUGUCCAAUGGGCUAGACAUCAAAAACCAAGGGAGCAGCAACCAGGAUGGAAUGGUUACCACAGAUAUUACAGUUAAAAACAGCAAUGAAUUUUCACCAGACAUUGCUAAGCAAGCUGCAGAAAUGCCAGGGCAAGCGACUGAUAAUGGGGCCAUUUUGGUGAAUGAAAAAGAGUGCAUCAGUCUAUCGACUGUGGACGGUAAUAUUGAAGAGCCCAAAGUCAUUCAUGAAGGUAAAACAGGAAGCAUUUUCAAUGAAAUGGAAUGUGCAAGUGCAGAACUCGAGUCGCAAUACAGUUCUAUCUGUUUGGCAGAGGUCCCAGUGGAAGGAGGAAAGAUGCUCUCAGACAGUGCUGAUGCAUUGGGUGUCUGCAGUGCAGAUGUGGGUCAGCAGACAGGCUCCAUCGCACAUAAAUUUGAUGGAGGCAAAAAUGAUACAAAUGAUAAGACUGAAACCACACAGUGUGACAAAGGUGUCUUUAUAAAUGAACCACCCAGGACUGAAGCCAGAGCAGCUUUUAGCAGUGAUGAGAUUUUGACAAAGGAAACUAGUGCAAAUGAAAUAAGAUUAGAUAUAAACCAAGCUCAGCACCAUACUGUUUCUGAUUUUGACUCUCAAUUAGUAAUUAAAAAUGAGCAGAGCACCAUUUUACAGCAGCAGCAGCAAGGAUGUCACAGCCAAGCACUCAUUAUCAUGGAAGAAAACUGUGUUAACAAUGAUACAAUCAGACUUUCCCCAUUGCUUAAUCCUUGCAGUAAGUCGGAGGUCAGUUUCACAAAGUUACCCACUGACCAGCCCGAUCAAAGCAUUCUAUCUGAAAACUGUAAAGAUAACACUAAUGUUGAACCUGACAGUAAAAUAGACAUUUCAAGUGAAAUUUCUAGCGACCAAGGGACAGAUAUUACCCAGGAAGUUGGUAGUAAUCCAGAGAAUAAUUUUACUAAUGCCAACAGUCAGCAGAAAGUAACAAAUGAUACGGAAGUUCUUAUUUCUGACAGCAAAACAGCUGGAUGUGUGGAUAUAAUUGAGCCUGUUGCUGGAGCCUUGAGAAAUCUUGAAUAUCUACAAGGCAAUGUGGCUCAAAAGAAAGACUGUGUGUACGGUAACCACUCAUUAAACUCCACACGCAAUAUUGACCAUGGUGUGGUUGUAACCCCAAACUCCCAGGUUAUGGAGGAAGUUCACAACAGUGCAACUGUUUCUGCAGUCGUGGAAAGUGGGCAAGGAGCAAUUAGUAAAAUAGGUUUAUGCACUGAAAUACGAGAAGUCUCCUCCAAGACAACAGAAAAUGAAUUGAAAUCCAUCUUUAUAAAUACUGCAUUCAAUCCAAUUACAACCAGGAGUGAAGAUCACAGAGAUGAAACGACAACUUCUGAGGUAGAUGCUGCAAGCAGCAAAACAACAGCAACUCACUAUUACUGGAAAUCUCAUAGUCUGCCUUCUCUGGCCUCCAGAAAGGAUGUGUCGAACAAAGCCACGAUGUCACUCCCAUUCUCAUUGCACAGAGACAAAUUGGAGGCUCCUGCCACAAUCAGAAAGGCCCCUUUAAUAUUCACUUUCGCAAAAUCCAUCAGUGAAAUGAAUCUGACAAGGCCAAGUGUAGCAGAUUCUCCCAGUACUAAAAGGGUGAAUGACACUUUUAAUACCUCCAGUGUUCCUCUUUACCCCAAGAGAAUUUCCAAAGAAGAUUGGAAUGCAAUAGCACAGACGUUUUGUGAUUUUUCACGGCCUCCAGAGCAGGAGAAACACAGCUCACCUUCAAGUGAAAGUUUCAAGAUGCCUUGCCUGCCUGCCUUCAUGAGUCAUAAGCAGCCUACAGAAUAUUGCUCCCAAGUGCCAAAAAUAGCCAUGUCCACUACCGAAAAUCUAAUGUUUGAGGAUGAAUGUGAUACUCAAUAUUCCACCGUGAAAGGACAAAUCGAUAAAAUCGAGAAGUUUCUGUGUGUGGACCGACUCAAGCAAACACGAAAAAGGAAAGCUGCUGACAACGCAAAUGAGGGGAUAAUCAAGACCACACCAAAUUAGCCUCAUUUUUACUUGUGUACAAUUUCUAUUGAGGUUCAACUAAUUAUGGGAGCCACAGCAUUGGAAGUUGCUUUAUCAGUGAAGUUACUUGCGGUGGUUACCAAGUUCAGCUGUAAAUUAGACUUCAAUUACACAAUAUUGACAAUGAGCAAACAUUGUUUUAUUUGGUACUUGAAAGUUACAAAUUAUUCCCAUAAAUAGGAUAUUUACUGGAAAGUUGUUGCUGUUGUCGAAAUUGAAUGUUUGAAAGUUUUUGGUCUUCACGCAGUGGAAAGGCUGAGUAGGCUGUUCCGGACCUGGUUCAAGUUCUGUUUCCAGGAG